Messenger RNA from Colossoma macropomum (tambaqui), 4054 nucleotides. It is a transcript of the gene tubgcp3, whose product is annotated as tubulin, gamma complex associated protein 3. The record is from RefSeq and is a predicted model, not a curated record. The transcript is spliced from 22 exons. Gene Ontology annotation, molecular function: microtubule minus-end binding; gamma-tubulin binding. The coding region runs from base 169 to 2892 and encodes 907 amino acids. Gene Ontology annotation, cellular component: centrosome; gamma-tubulin small complex; spindle pole. Gene Ontology annotation, biological process: microtubule nucleation; meiotic cell cycle; mitotic cell cycle. NCBI's taxonomy places the organism in Eukaryota, Metazoa, Chordata, Actinopteri, Characiformes, Serrasalmidae.
UUCACUCCGCCGUGUUUUUUUCCCGCUCCGUUAGCAGCAGCGGCCGCCUUUUUCGGCGGGUUCUGUUAAAAUGGCGAGCCGAUGGAGGAGUAACGAGAGCGGACAGGCGUGAGCCAGACCCCCUAGACCUCCAAGACCUCCUUUUUUGACGUCUAGAGAAGGGACCCGAUGGCAGCCCUGGAUCAGAAAUCGCCCAAUGUGCUUCUGCAGAGCCUGUGCUGCAGGAUCACCGGCAAGAGCGAAGCUGAUGUGGCGCACCAGUUUCAGUAUGCUGUGCGGGUCAUCGGGAGCAAUUACGCCCCCACCAUUGAACGGGACGAGUUCCUGGUCUCUGAAAAGAUCAAAAAAGAGUUGUUAAAGCAGAGGCGAGAGGCAGAUGCAGCUCUCUUUUCAGAGCUCCACCGAAAACUCCAGACCCAGGGGGUGCUGAAACACAGGUGGUCAAUCUUAUAUCUACUACUCAGCCUUUGUGAGGACCCCAGGAAACCGUCCAGUCGGGUGGGUAGCUAUGGUGCCGUCUUUGCCCAGGCAUUGCCACGUGAUGCCCACUCCACGCCAUUCUACUAUGCUCGGCCACAGAGCCUGUCCCUUAGCUACCCCGAGCGAUCGGUGCUGGCCGCCCACAACGCCUCUAGCAUGGGCACCAGCGGCAUCGGCAGCUUGGGGGUGUAUCCUGUCAAUGGACCUGGCCCGAGCCCUCAGUCCCUUCUUACUGGCUCUGGUGCUCAGCCUGUAACUGACCCUGCCAGAGGCUCUCGUCUGGCCUGGGCUCUCCCAGUCUCUGGCUCUCCGUCGGGGGCAGCUCCUCCUACCUCACGGCCCCCUGCAGGCCCUGCUUCCGCCCCGCCAGCACGACCCCUUCACAGGCAGAGACGGGACGGCGAUGGCAGUGCUGAAAUCAGCGAGGCUGCUCUAGUGCGAGACAUCCUAUACGUCUUCCAGGGGAUCGACGGCAAAUUCAUUAAGAUGUGCGCUCCAGAGAACUGCUACAAAAUCGACUCGAAGGUGCCGUUGUGUAAGUCUUUGCGAGACACCAGUAGCCGACUGGCGGAGCUCGGCUGGCUUCAUAAUAAAGUCAGAAAGUACACAGACUCUCGUAGUCUGGACCGAGCCUUCGGAUUGGUCGGACAGAGUUUCUGUGCGUCUCUGCACCAGGAGCUGAAGGAGUAUUACAGGCUGCUCUCAGUACUGCAUGCACAGCUACAGGUAGAAGAUGACCAAGGGGUGAAUGUGGGAGUGGAGAGCACUCUUACCUUAAGAAGGCUGCUCGUGUGGACAUACGACCCUAAAAUUCGGCUCAAGACCCUCGCCGCUCUGGUGGACUACUGCCAAGGGCGUAAGGGUGGGGAGUUAGCGUCAGCGGUUCAUGCGUAUGGUAAGACCGGUGACCCCCACAUGAGGGCGCUGGUUCAACACAUCCUGGGCCUGGUGUCGCACCCCAUCCUCAACUUCCUGUACCGCUGGAUCUAUGAUGGAGAACUGGAGGACACGUACCACGAGUUCUUCGUAGCGUCUGAUCCAACAGUAAAGACGGACAGGUUGUGGCACGACAAAUACUCUCUGAGGAAGUCUAUGAUCCCCUCCUUCAUCACCAUGGACCAGGCCAGAAAGGUCCUCCUCAUUGGCAAAUCCAUCAACUUCCUGCAUCAGGUGUGCCACGACAGGACGCCGCCCGGUAAAAUCUUGUCCGCAUCCAAAUCCACUGAUUCACCCAAAGACGCGGCGGAGCUCUUCACUGAUCUGGAGGGGGCGUUUCAGAGUAAGAUUGACGCAGCAUAUUUUGAGACCAGUAAGUACCUGCUGGACGUCCUGAAUAAAAACUACCAGCUGCUUGACCACCUCCAGGCCAUGAGAAGAUACCUGCUGCUGGGUCAAGGAGACUUCAUACGACAUCUGAUGGAUCUGCUGAAGCCAGAGCUGGCCCGUGCGGCCACCACCCUCUACCAGCACAAUCUGACUGGUAUCCUGGAGACAGCCGUGAGGGCAACGAACGCCCAGUUUGACAGCCCAGAGAUCCUCAAGAGACUGGAUGUGCGCCUUCUGGAGGUGUCUCCAGGUGACACAGGUUGGGACGUAUUCAGCCUGGACUAUCAUGUGGAUGGACCAAUUGCCACGGUGUUCACCCGUGAAUGUAUGAGCCACUACUUGCGGGUGUUUAACUUCUUGUGGAGAGCCAAGAGGAUGGAGUACAUCUUGACAGACAUCUGGAAGAGUCAAAUGUGCAAUGCCAAACUGCUGAAGAGCAUGCCGGAGCUCUCUGGAGUGCUGCAUCAGUGUCACGUCUUGGCCUCAGAAAUGGUCCACUUUAUCCACCAGAUGCAGUACUACAUCACAUUCGAGGUGUUGGAGUGCUCGUGGGAUGAGUUGUGGAAUAAGGUGCAGCAGGCUCAGGACCUGGACCACAUCAUAGCGGCCCACGAGGUCUUCCUGGACACAAUCAUCUCCCGCUGCCUACUGGACUCCAACAGCAGGUCUCUGUUGAACCAGCUGCGGGCUGUGUUUGACCAGAUCAUUGAGUUCCAGAAUGCUCAGGACACCCUGUACCGCUCAGCGCUGGAGGAGCUGCAGCUCCGUGUACAGUACGAGGACAACAAAAGACAGAGAGAGCAAGAGGGUGAGUGGGGUGUGACAGCAGGACAGGAAGCAGCCGAGAACAAACGAGUGCAGGAGUUUAAAGACACCAUACCAAAAAUGUGCUCUCAGCUCAGACUACUGACUCACUUCUACCAGGGCAUCGUUCAGGAGUUCUUACGUCUGUUGAUGACCAGUUCAGAUGAGAGUCUGCAGUUCCUGAGCUUCCGGUUGGACUUUAAUGAGCACUAUAAAGCCCGGGAUCCGCGUCUGCGGCCCUCGCUCGGGGCCACCAGGGGCCGCCGCAGCUCCAACAUCUGACCCUGAACACUUUGGUCUCGGCACUUGAUGUUUUCUGAAUGGACCUUGAUGUUGUGAGACGGUGUCAGUCAACAGGGCUUACGCAGAAUGGAAGUGAAUAAGUGACAAAUAAAAAAGAAAUGCAGCCUUUAACCCUCGAUUCAUUGCCAAAUGUUUCAGAAAACAGUCAUUUUAGAAGUGUGGAACUUUUAGUAGCACAAGGUCACAGCCCUGUUGUCAUCACCUUUGAGUCUCCAUUACCGUUUGAGUUGAUUGUCACUGUCAUAUGAAAACCUUGUAGCUCCAUUUCUGUUUUUUUGGGGUUUUUUUUUCCUUUACACUAGUUGAAAAUGCCACCUUAGGCAUUUGAUAAUGACCAAACCAACAGCACUGGUCUAAAAUUACUUGGAAUAAAAUUGGUGUUACCGUCAUGUCCAUUAAACGUUUUUGGAGACACAAGGUUUUCUUAUAAUAGCGACUAUACUGAACAUUGACACUGAAGUUUUCUAUUGUGUGCAUUUUUUUCAGUUUUUUUUCAUCUAAUACUUAAUAUGCUAAUAUUUAAGAAAUUUCUUCUGUAUUCUUGUAUUGAUACAAAAUGUUCAUUGUUAGUCCCCCUUUCAUACUCAGCAUUCAGAAAACCCAUUUAAAAUCCUGAAGGUGUUUCUGUAUAAAGAGCAGCCAUUUUAACACGGUGCUACAGAUUAAAUUUAACGUUGUGAAAAGAUGACCUUUGUUCAGCUUUACAUAGUCUGUAAUUCUUGGACCUGUAAAUAUGAUCCUACAUCAGUCCUAAGCUGCUUUUUCUACAACACUGAAUGUUUGGCUAACAAUGCUUUAUAUCCACUCACCCUUUUUCACCUACGUGUGUGUUUGGAAUUUUUUGUUUUGUUUUGUUUUGUUUGUUUUUGACAGACUGUGACCUUUGUACUGCAAAAAGACAAAAAAAUCAUUUUCAUUCUUAAAUUGUACAGAUUGGGCCUACACAUCCAUGUGCACCACAUCUUCCUUAGUAAAUCUCUAUUUAUUUUCCUCAAAAAACUGUAAAUUCACCUACCGUCGAGGCUAUAUGAACUUGUGGACUUGAAUUGACUCUGUGGAUAUAAUGAAAGUGUUGGGACCCUGCAGCUGGCCCUGUAUUAAUUCUCCUAUAUUAAAAUACUGUGGUAGUGUUCCAAUCCCA